Molecule: messenger RNA, 3123 nt
Organism: Charadrius vociferus (killdeer)
Lineage: Eukaryota; Metazoa; Chordata; Aves; Charadriiformes; Charadriidae
Gene: RADIL
Product: Ras association and DIL domains
Exons: 14
Coding region: 1-3123 (1040 amino acids)
Biological process (GO): neural crest cell migration; signal transduction; substrate adhesion-dependent cell spreading
Cellular component (GO): microtubule
Molecular function (GO): GTPase binding
Source: RefSeq, a predicted model, not a curated record
AUGGCAGGAGAAAAGGCACGUGAGAAGGAUGGCAAGCUGCGCCCCAUGACAACCUCAUGCACGAUGUUUUAUGGGUCCUCCUCCACCAUGGCUCCACCGUCCAAGAACCGGCUGAAGCGCCAGAGCCGGAUUUUCUCCCAAGUCUUGUACCGGACGCUGAGCUACAAGGACCGGAGCUCAACCUCCGCUUCCCCGGCAGCCGGCGAGGAUGACCCGGCCGAGCUCUCCACCCAGCUCUCGGCCCCCGGCGUCCUGAAGAUCUUCGGGGGCAACAUCUGCGCGGGCACCAACUACAAGAGCGUGCUGGCGACGGGCAGCUCGGGCGCGCGGGAACUGGUGAAGGAAGCCCUGGAGCGCUACGGGCUGAGCCAGCUCAGCGCCGGGCAGUACGCCCUGUGCGAUGUCAUCGGGAAGUUUGAGGGCCCCGAGAAACGGUGGCAGACGGAGGGGCUGAGGGUCCUGGGUGACCAUGAGAAGCCGCUGCUCAUCCAGGACCUCUGGAAGCCCAGAGAGGGCUUCUCGCGGCGGCUGGAGCUGCGCAAGAGGGCAGAGGUGGAGGAGUUGGCAGCCAGGGACGUGGACACCACCACCGCAGGUCAGAGCCGGGCACGGGGCAGGGAGAGGGUCUCGGGAGCUGCAACCCCCCCUGAGAUGCCUGCAGGAGAUGCACCCCACACCAGUAGCUUUAUCCCCCUGUCGGCCCCCGACAUCUUACCCCUGCACUGCACCAUCAGGAAGCUCCGACCUUCCCGGCAUCGCUCGGAGGAGAAGCUGGUGCUGGAGCCCAUCGCCGGUGCUGGCAUCUCCGUCAACUUCGCCGAGGUGGCCCGGACAGUCGUGCUGCGGCACGGGGACCUCCUCUCCCUCGGUCUCUACUACCUGCUCCUUUACAAGGACCCCAUGAAGGCGCAGCCGCUGCCGGCGCAGACCCUGCUGAGGCUGCGAGCCCUGCACCCCGCCGUCCCCGAGGGUCCCCCCGUCUGCGGGGCGUGCGGCAGCCUGCUGAAGGAGAGGGACCCCACCGCCAAAAAGCAGGGUCCCUCGCCCGCCAGCGGCCCCAGGGCACCCCGCAGAAAACUGCUGCUGGAGUUCGAGCCGGCAGCCGAGGACGUGCUCCUGCGGCGCAUCAUGACCCUGAUCGAGCCGGGGGGGGACGACCACAAGCUGACCCCCGCCUUCUUGCUCUGCCUCUGCAUCCAGCACUCGGCCACCAGCUUCGAGCCGGGCGACUUCGGGCAGCUGCUGCUCAAAGUGGCCAAAAUGAUCCAGAGGACAGUGUGGGAGCGGACGCGGGAGCUGGCUGAGAAGCAGUCCCAGCACCAGGACCCUGCCACCCUGUCCCGCUUCACCAUCACGGACCUUCUGCCGGACCUGCAGCACAUCCUCUUCUGGAUGGCCAACGCCAUCGAGGUCCUCUACUUCGUCCAGCAGAAAUCGCCCACCUACAUCCAGAGCAUGGAGGAGGAGCUGGAUGUCAGAGGCUCCAAGGAGUCUCUGUUCUCCUCCACCAUCACAGCCAGCGAGGAGGCGAUGACGGUGCUGGAGGAGGUGAUCAUGUACACCUUCCAGCAGUGUGUCUACUACAUCUCCAAGUGUCUGUACGUGUCGCUCCCUGCCCUGCUGGAGUGCAACCCCUUCCAGAACGAGUGCCGGGAGAGCUGGCGGGCGUCCCCACCGCUGCCCGAGGAGCUCCGCAGGGUGGUGCUCAUCUACCAGGCGGUGCUGGACCUGCUCCGCCAGUACGAAGUCCACCCGGAGAUCACCUCCCAGAUGUUCGCCUACCUCUUCUUCUUCUCCAACACCCUGCUCUUCAACCAGCUUCUGGAUAAGGGCUCCUCUCUCGGCUGCUUCCACUGGUCGCAGGGGGUGAAGCUGCGGGCCAGCGUGCGGCUGCUGCUGGAGUGGCUGCGUGGCGCCGGCUUCGAGCAGCUGGCCCAGCAGUUCUUCGCCAAACUCGCCAGCGUGGCCAACCUGCUGGCCAUGCCCGGCUCCCAGCUGGUCCAGAUGACCUGGCCGUCCCUGCGAGCCGAGUUCCCGGCGCUGAGCCCCGCACAGCUCCACCGGGUGCUGAGCCAGUGCCAGGCGGUGAUGGACAUGGGCUGCAUCGCGGCGUGGCAGCCCGGCGAGGAGGACAGCCCGGCCACCUUCCAGCCCGAUGAGAUGCUGGAGUCCUUCGACAACCACCCGCCCAUCAUCCUGCCCAGCGGAGGCUUCAAAGUGGACCUGGAGGUGGAGACGUUGGACGACAACAUCUACCGUCAUCUCCUUUACAUCCGCCACUUCCUCUGGAGCCUGCAGAGCAAGAGCCCUCAUGCCGGCGAGGGGCCAGGCUCAGCACCCCCGAAGGUAGAGGCACGUGCAAUGCCUGAAGUCCUGGAAGUGAGCGAGAACCCGGCUGCUGCCCUGGCGAGCAUCAUCGCCCAGGAGGACUACUGCUCCCUGGGGGGCUGCGCCGAGCCGGAGGCAGAGGGGGACCCCCUGCUCUGCUUGGCCACCAACGGCUGCCCCUGCGAGCACCCCGCCGGCGAGUCCCAGCUCCAGGAGAAGCUCAAGCAGCUGCAGCUGGGCAGGGGUCCGGCCCCCAAGAUCAGCAUGGUGCCCACAGACCCCUCCUGCCUGCUGACGCCACCCACCACCCCCCUGAACUUCGACUCCGGCAGCCCGGAGUCCCCGCAAGGCACCGGCAAGGGGCUGCAGGACCCCCGGAUGAACGGCACCAAGAGCAUCACCCCCGAAGGAUCCUCGCCGACCCCCUACGACUACCCCACGCCAGAGUCUUCCAGCCGCAGCUCUGCCACUGAUGACUUCUGCUAUGUCUUCGUGGUGGAGCUGGAGAGAGGACCCAUCGGGCUGGGGAUGGGGCUGAUUGAUGGCUUGCACACUCCUCUCUGCUCCCCGGGGAUCUACAUCCGCACCCUGAUCGAGGACAGCCCCGCGGCCGCCGACGGCAGGCUCUCCAUCGGGGACCGCAUCCUGGCUGUCAAUGGCACCAGUCUCAUCGGGGCGGACUACCAAAGUGCGGUGGACCUCAUCCGCUCCGGAGGGAAGAAACUGCGGUUCCUUGUUGCCAAGUCGGACAUGGAAAUAGCCAAAAAAAUCAGUUCCAGCUCCUCUUCCUCCUAG